AUGGAGGGGGGAAGGACGCGUCAGACGUGCGAAAGAAAUGCCAAACGCCGCGAAGCGCGCGACGCGGGCGUAGCGGCGCCGAUGACGUGCCUGCUCGCCGUUCGCCGCGUUCGCGCUGACGACGGGGGAGUAGUUCGGCGGCACCUCCGACGUGAACGCGUUCAUCGGCGACCAGAGCUCGCCGCUCAUCGUUCGAGCGGUCGAGCUCGCGCGUCGCACUCAGCUCGGAACGACGAACGAACGGGAGGGUUGCCAAAUCGUCCCCGCGCUCGCGGAGCGCUCCGCGAAGGCGCCGAGAGCGCUCGCGCCUCAGCGCGACCGACGGCUCCGACGACGACGACGGGCACGGGAAUCGAACUUCCCGCGUCGCGUCGCGUCUCUCGCCGCGGUGUCGCGCGCAAUGCCGCGCCCGCGGCGCCGAUCUCGCGUUUUUGGCUCUUCCGAGGUUUGCGACAGCUCGCGAGACGAGAUUCGAACCGCGGCGCGGUGUCGUUUUCGCACUGUCACGCGCGCCGCCGCCGCCGCCCCGCCGUCAUGCGACAGCCUCUGCUCGCGUCCGCGCCGCGCCCGCCGCAAGGGCCGGUGCGAAGACACGAAUCCGCGGACCCUACGCCCCGCGGCGACGUCGAAGCGUACGCGCGCUCGCGUCGGAAGCACAACUGGAGCGAAAAGUUACAGCGUCUCGAAUCCCUGGACUACGAAGUCAUCGACAACGAACGGUUCCGCCAGACCGGGCGGCACACCGCGCGCGUCGCCAAGUUUACCAUCACCGUCGUCAUCGGCGUCGUCGUCGGCGCCGUCGCGUUUUCGAUCGAAACCGCCGUCGACGCCAUCACCACCUGGCGCCUCCGCGGGCUGUCGCUCGCGCUCGCCGACGCGGAAGCCGCCGGCGUCGACUUCGCCGGCACGCUCAUCCCCGCGUGGCUCUCCAUCGCGCUGAGCGGCGCGUCGCUCGCGUUCCUCGCGUCCGCGCUCGUCGUCGUCGUCGCCCCCGCGGCGACGGGCGCGGGCGUCGCGCUCGUGAUGGCGACGCUCAACGGCGUGGACGUCCCCAAGGCGCGUUCUCUUCUGAGCGCGCGCGCCGUGCUCGUGAAGAUUAUCGGCACGGCGCUGAGCGUGUCGAGCGGCCUUCCCGUCGGCCCCGAGGGCCCGCUCGUGCACAUCGGCGCCGGCGUCGCGUCGUUCUGCACGCGUCAGCAGCGCAUGCGAUGCGGCGAGCGCGUCGUCCUCAGCACGCACGGCGUGCGCGGCUUCGACACGUUCCACAACGACCUCGAUCGGCGGGAUUUUCUCAGGCGCGUUCUGCGAACGUUUUUCACCCGCCGCUCGGCGCGUUCUAUCUCACACUGGUCCCCAUACGACCCCGUCGGCGUGGUGAACGCCGAUCCUUAA
Micromonas pusilla CCMP1545 is the source of this 1392-nucleotide messenger RNA. Its product is annotated as chloride Carrier/Channel family. The transcript has 4 exons. NCBI's taxonomy places the organism in Eukaryota, Viridiplantae, Chlorophyta, Mamiellophyceae, Mamiellales, Mamiellaceae. The record is from RefSeq and is a predicted model, not a curated record. Gene Ontology annotation, molecular function: voltage-gated chloride channel activity. Gene Ontology annotation, cellular component: membrane; intracellular membrane-bounded organelle. The coding region runs from base 1 to 1392 and encodes 463 amino acids. Gene Ontology annotation, biological process: chloride transport; transmembrane transport.